AUGUGCGAGUAUUAUGCCCACACGUUCCGAUGCAGACAUCAAACCUUCAGUUUCGCCAAAUUUUGCAACUCCGCCAGCCUCAUCCAGACUCCCUGUGCUGACAAGACUAUAUGGGCGAGCAUUGAUAUGAACGGACCGUGCGAGGAAUGU
Cryphonectria parasitica EP155 is the source of this 150-nucleotide messenger RNA. RefSeq lists its product as uncharacterized. The transcript has a single exon. The annotation marks the transcript as partial. Lineage: Eukaryota; Fungi; Ascomycota; Sordariomycetes; Diaporthales; Cryphonectriaceae. The record is from RefSeq and is a predicted model, not a curated record.